Messenger RNA from Nanorana parkeri, 1080 nucleotides. Its product is annotated as ras-related and estrogen-regulated growth inhibitor-like. Lineage: Eukaryota; Metazoa; Chordata; Amphibia; Anura; Dicroglossidae. Gene Ontology annotation, molecular function: GTP binding; GTPase activity. The record is from RefSeq and is a predicted model, not a curated record. The transcript is spliced from 4 exons. The coding region runs from base 266 to 988 and encodes 240 amino acids.
CAUGCAAUUUUCUGCUUGAACGGCCAGAAGAAUAGUAGGCGGGCAUACACUGUGAAGUAGGCAGGAAAUAUUCGAUUUACAGAGGGGAGGUUGGCUGCAGCUCAGCAAUGUAUUUAUUUCUUGCCAAACCAAAAAAAUCGCAGCACCAGAGAGCGAAUGACAUGGCACAUCAGGAUGGCUCAGCCCUGAGCUGACACUCGCCGUCGUCUCGCUGCUGCUUGCUUAAUUGAAUUGGCUGCGUGAGCGAUACGGAACCCGUUCUACGAUGACCUCCAACUUUCCUCUGGCGAAAACUCUGAGGCGGUCGUGGAGUUUGCCUCCGACGCGGAAUAUCCGCAUUGUGGUGCUGGGACAAAGUGCAGUGGGCAAGACAGCAAUGACUGUCAGAUUUAUCACCAAACGGUUCAUUGGAGAAUAUGAUCCCACCCUUGAAACAAUUUACAGACACACCGGGGUUAUAGAUGGGGAAUUUGUCCAUUUUGAGAUCCUAGAUACUGCAGGUCAGGAAGAGGACUCGCUUCAGAUCGAGGAGAAGAUUAAGUGGGGUGACAGUUUUGUCAUUGUAUAUUCAGUGACAGACCGUUGCAGCUUCGAUGAAGUAAUGAGAUUAUGUUUCCUCAUCAACCACAUCCAGGCAGCCAACAAAAAAGGAGCAACGGAGCACCCACCCAUCGUCAUAGUAGGCAACAAGAAAGAUCUCCAGUUUGACCGCAUGGUGUCUACGGACGAUGGUGAAAAACUCUCCAAGGCAUUGAAACACCCUUAUUUUGAAAUUUCCACCAGAGACAGCUAUGAGGAAACCACCAUGGUCUUCCAUACGCUCUACUGUGAGAUGCAGAGGCAAGGGUGCCUCUCUCCGGCAACUUUCAAGAAAAGAAAUGCAUCAAAGUCGAUGGAGAAGAUUCCGAAAAUUUACGCCAAUUCGACUUUGAUUGCAAAUGGCAGGAGUUUAAGUUUUAACUCAUUUCGAGAUUUUAUCCCAGAAUGAAAGCAUGAGAACCCACGCCAGUUCCAUGUUACUUUUCCAGUCUACCAGCCCUUGGUGAUGAAAAGAUGUCCUCACUAGUGUGGUGUAUAGGU